UGUAGCAGUAUAUGGACAGAAGGGGUAGGCGGGCCUUAAACAGUUCUCUACAGUAUCGUGCACAAUAGAAAGUAUAAUAGAAGAACAGACCGACAGAGAGCAUAGUGUGUAUAGAGUAAACGGUUGCUUUCAGCAAAGAGAGUCAUGGUUCAAGCUAAAAGCUGGAUCCUCAAGAAGCACUUUGAGGGCUUUCCAAAAGACACGGACUUUGAGCUAAAACUAGAGCAGCUUUCUGAUCCCAAAGAUGGAGGUUUGUUUUUCACAGUUAUUAUUUCUGCUUUUCAUAUUCGCUCGUUGCAUACCAAGUGGAAUUUAUCUUGUUCCUCAGAGAUUAUUCUGGAGGCAGUGUUCCUUAGCGUGGACCCUUACAUGAGACCAUAUAGCCGUGUUCGAAUGCAAGCAGGAGAUGUGAUGAUCGGAACUCAAGUUGCCAAAGUGAUUCAAAGUAAUAAUCCUUCAUUUCCUGUGGGCUGCCAUGUGGUUGGUCGAUGCGGUUGGAGAACGCAUACUUUGUCAGAUGGGAGCGAUAUCACCAAAGUUUUGAAUGACUGGCCUCAAGAUGUCUCGCUCUCUCAUGCCCUUGGAGCCAUUGGCAUGCCUGGGUUGACAGCACUCUACGGUUUGGAGGAGGUCUGUGCCAUCAAACCAGGUGAAACCUUACUGGUGAAUGCAGCGGCAGGGGCCGUUGGUUCUGUAGUGGGUCAAAUCGCCAAAAUAAAAGGCUGCAAGGUUGUGGGUUCAGCAGGAAGUGAUGAAAAGGUGGCAUACCUGAAAGAGCUGGGCUUUGACUUGGCCUUCAACUACAAGACUGUCUCCUCACUGGAGGAAGCUCUGAAGAAUGCUUCACCUGAAGGAUACGACUGCUACUUUGAGAAUGUGGGCGGCCCUUUUUCAAGUGUUGCUAUUGCACAGAUGAAGGCAUUUGGGCGUAUUGCUGUGUGUGGAGGAAUAUCACUAUACAAUGACACCUCCCCACAAACAGGACCUUAUCCACAUCUCCACAUGAUUUUUAAGCAGUUAAAAAUGGAGGGUUUCCUGGUAGGCAGGUGGGAACAUAAAAAUAAAGAGUCACUGAAGCGAAUGCUGACCUGGAUGCAAGAGGGAAAGCUGAAGUGUAAAGAACAUGUUACAGUUGGCUUCGAAAACAUGCCUGCUGCGUUCAUGGGGAUGCUGCAAGGAGAAAACGUCGGAAAAGCCAUUAUUAAAGUCUAAGGGCAAGAGCUCCAGUGAUUUGCUCAUGAAACAACAAGCUUGCCUUUUUUAUAUGAAAUUUGCAUUAUUGAUUAAGGUUUGAUGUUCUGUUCUUUAUUUUGAUUUCAAAUAAAGCCUGUUUUCAUAAAUGAGUGCACAAUAUUCCCAAAACAUAAAUAAAAUGAUACUUUUUUUUUUUUUUUUUUUAAUUUAAGCAUCAUGGAGAUUUUGAUCCAACGAUAUUAACAUAUGUAGGUCUAUUAAGGCUGUUACUUAGCAUUAUUUAGCAAUUGUAAAUUCUAUGGUUAAAAAACAAAUUCUGUAAAAUAUGCUGAGUCAUCAUGAAGUAGAUGAACUACAGGAACAACAGCAUAUAACAGGAUACCAGUUUUGGGGCAUUGCAUAAUUUUAUGCGAUACUUAAACAAUUCGAUAAGCAUGAUUAUAAUAAAACUUAUUUCACCCAU
Molecule: messenger RNA, 1657 nt
Organism: Puntigrus tetrazona (Sumatra barb)
Lineage: Eukaryota; Metazoa; Chordata; Actinopteri; Cypriniformes; Cyprinidae
Gene: ptgr1.1
Product: prostaglandin reductase 1, tandem duplicate 1
Exons: 8
Coding region: 145-1212 (355 amino acids)
Biological process (GO): prostaglandin metabolic process
Cellular component (GO): cytoplasm
Molecular function (GO): 15-oxoprostaglandin 13-reductase [NAD(P)+] activity; 2-alkenal reductase [NAD(P)H] activity
Source: RefSeq, a predicted model, not a curated record